Messenger RNA from Patiria miniata (bat star), 6703 nucleotides. Its product is annotated as metabotropic glutamate receptor 3-like. The transcript is spliced from 4 exons. Gene Ontology annotation, molecular function: group II metabotropic glutamate receptor activity. Gene Ontology annotation, cellular component: membrane. Bases 154 to 2862 code for a protein of 902 amino acids. The record is from RefSeq and is a predicted model, not a curated record. Gene Ontology annotation, biological process: regulation of synaptic transmission, glutamatergic; G protein-coupled glutamate receptor signaling pathway. NCBI's taxonomy places the organism in Eukaryota, Metazoa, Echinodermata, Asteroidea, Valvatida, Asterinidae.
UGAGCUGCUGUGAAAUUUGGCUCUGCAACAUGGGAUCUGUCGAUGGUGUGCUCUUGUCAUCACUAUCUCCAAUUUAUGAGUUCGUCAUCCUUGAUGAGUCUCAUUCAUAAACGUCACUGAACAAAAAAACUCUUCUUCGCAUUCUUGCCCAAGAUGGCACAAAUGCAGAACUGUAUAUGCAUUUUGCCGGUCAGCUUCCUACUCAUGUGCUAUGCAGUGGUGGCCGUGUAUCCAGAGUACUUGGCCAACGUGGGCGAGGGGAAGAAGCUCAGAGUGGACGGUAAUAUAGUGCUGGGAGGGCUAUUUCCUAUCCACGAGAAGGGGAAAAACGGGAGCAUCUGUGGCAUCAUCAACGAGGAUCGAGGAAUACAGAGGCUUGAGGCUAUGCUGUUUGCCAUUGACUUGAUCAACAAUGACACUAACCUGCUACCCGGAAUUACGAUCGGUGCUGAGAUCAGAGAUACGUGUUCUGAGGACACCUACGCCUUGGAGCAAUCGCUGGAGUUCGUCCGCGCGUCGUUGACCACGGUCAGUGCGUCUACGUCCCCGGAAUGCCCUGCGGAGUACGUCAAUAAGACCCGUCAGCCUGGCGUUGUGGCCGGGGUCAUCGGUGGGUCGUACAGUACUGUCUCCAUCCAGGUAGCCAACUUGCUGCGUCUGUUUCAGAUCCCACAGAUCAGCUAUGCCUCCACCAGCUCUGAGUUAACGGAUCGCAAGAGGUUCGAGUAUUUCGCCCGGACUGUUCCUCCGGACACGCUUCAGGCCAAAGCCAUUGCUGACAUCAUCGCAUCGUUCGGCUGGACUUAUGUCUCUACCAUCGCGUCCGAAGGCAACUACGGUGAGUCCGGCAUCUACGAGUUCACCAAAGAGGCUGGCUUGAGGAAUAUUUGUAUAGCCAGAUCGGAGAAGAUCCUCCGCUCUGCUGACUCGCAGACUUACGAUAACAUCAUCACUCGACUGAGGAGAAAGCAAAAUGCCCGAGUUGUGGUUCUGUUUACUCGGGUCGAGGAUGCCAGAGACCUCCUGAGUGCCGCCAAGAGGGCCAACCUCAGCCAAAACUUUAUCUGGCUGGCCGCUGACGGCUGGGGAGCCCAAGAGUCCCCAGUUAAAGGUAGCGAAGCUGUGGCCGAAGGCGCCAUAACUAUCGAGUUGCAGACUAAAAAGGUUGAGAAAUUCGACGAGUACUUCUUGCACCUAAAUCCCAGGACUAACAAGCGUAACCCGUGGUUCAAGGAGUACUGGGAACAGAAAUUCCAGUGUGAGUUACCGGAGAUUCCCGAGGAGGGAAGCUGCGAGAAGAGAUCCUUAGAUGAUGGAACUCACCUGCAAGAGAAGAAGACACAGUUUGUUGUGGAUGCAGUGUACGCCCUUGUCAUGGCGCUGGAUCACAUGCAUCGCGUUGUAUGCAAUGAGACAUCUUCCCUGUGCGAUGGUAUGAUCCCGAUAAAUGGGAAACAACUCUUCAAAGAAUUCGUCCUCAAAGUGUCAUUUAAAGAUAUUGUCGACCAACAAGUCAGCUUCGACGAAAAUGGUAACGGUCUUGGCCGGUACGACAUCCUGAAUUUUCGGCGUGAUGAGAACCACCCUAACCGGUACCAGUACGUCAAAGUCGGCAAGUGGCACGGCCAGCUGGAGAUGGACCUGCAGGCGGUCGAGUUCCAUCCGUCGGUGUCGGUACUGUCGGACACCAAGCUUCCAAUGUCCCAGUGCAGUCUUCCGUGCAAGGACGGAGAGAUCAAACGCUUGCAGGAUGAUGACGAGAUAUGCUGUUGGCUGUGCUCGGCAUGUCUGCCCCACCAGUACGUGGAGAACGAGCACACCUGUCAGGAUUGCGAGAUGGGUUACUAUCCUACCAAGAACCUGAGCGGAUGCUACAAGCUGACGGAGGAAUUCAUGGAGCUGGCUACUCUAUGGAGCAUCAUCCCUAUGGCUUUUUCUCUACUCGGGAUUAUGGUCACGUGCGCGGUGGCUAUGGUGUUUAUCACCCACAACCAGACGCCGUUGGUUAAAGCAUCCAGCAGGGAGCUAAGCUACAUCCUCCUGUUGGGAUUUGCUGCUUGUUUUGCCAUGACCCUCCCGAUUCUCGCUAUGCCCUCAGUGACAAGCUGCUCUAUCCAGCGAGUUGGCCUGGGUCUGUCCUUCUGCAUGUGCUACUCUGCCCUCUUGACCAAAACCAACCGGAUCGCACGGAUAUUUGACAGUGCCUCGCGCUCGGCACAGAGACCAAAAUACAUCAGCCCAAAGUCCCAGUUAGUUAUCUGCUUUGGGCUGGUCAGCGUGCAACUCUUUGGAGAGCUAGUUUGGCUGAUUGUUCAGCCCCCAGGAGCUAGCGUCCACUACUCCGAAGCUAGAGAUCACGCCAUUCUGAAAUGUAAUAUAUCGGACGUGUCGCUGGUGGUAUCUCUUGCCUACAACAUGUUUCUUAUCCUUUGCUGCACGGUGUAUGCGUUCAAGACGCGCAAAAUCCCAGAGAAUUUCAACGAAGCCAAGUUUAUCGGUUUCACCAUGUACACGACCUGUAUAGUUUGGCUGGCGUUUGUCCCGCUGUAUUUUGGAACAACUUGGGAUUUCAGGAUGCAAUUGACAACCCUUUGCAUCACAGUCAGCAUGAGUGCCACGGUAGGGCUGGCUUGCCUGUUCGCGCCCAAAGUCUACAUCAUAGUCUUUCAACCUGAGAAGAACGUUCGACGACUGAACACCACGUCUACUAGGAGGUCACAUUACGAUGCACCACCCAGAGACGUGGCGAACAACCACAGCCAAAGCGGAAGUAGAGGAAGAUACACGAUGCGGUUCAACAACCAAACGACACAGUACGACAGUCAAGAUACGGAGGCCGAGACAAGCCAAGCAUUUUUGUAGCAAUGUUGCCCAUCGUGUUAAAUUGCACAUUUCAAAACGCAAUAGCUUAAUAAUGUACAUGUACAGUCACACAGACUACUCAACAAGUUUUGUAACCACAUUUGUAACGUAAUAAGUAAUGGAAUUUUGUUGGUCGGGAUAAUGUUCAUUUUAUACAAGAGGAUUUGCCCUUCGCCGAGGGAAUAACUGUAAUCCUAAUCGUCCACUGGUUAUGACGCCUGAGCAAGUAAGCAGGUGGUUGUGGUUCUUAAAAAGGAUCUUAGAAUUUAAAAAAAUCCUUAAAAAAUUCGAAGCGUUUCAGUGCGAGCAGAACUUUGUCGUCGAAGGGCAAACCCCUUGGCAUGAAACCAAUGAGAAGUUUCAAGUAACGGAUGACACUGGUCUAUGAACGUAACAUUACUGUUGCAACGGAGGAUACAUUGUACUAAAUAUAAAAUUUCUUGAAUGUAAAUUUAAAAAAAAAAAUGAGCUAAAUGGAGGGUAUUUUAUAAGUAGACAUUGACGAAGCAGAAAGAAAUGAGAGUAAGAUGCCUGCAGCUUUAAGGAAGCCAUUAGAGUGCACUCGAACAACAGCGGGGUAAUUAGUAUUGAUGUGGCCAUUUGAAAAGGAAAUGCGUUCAGAAAUGGAUGCCUGUGAAUUUACCUGACACUGAAACUCAAUCAAGGACAUCAUAAAGUGACUUCAGCGAUGUGAACAAAAAGAGAGGACGAGUAAACAGAAUUAGACGACUGUUUUAUGAACGAGAAUGGGUGGUUUUGGGAUGAGGAAACGCGAUUUUGCAAUGGCAUUUUCGGCUCCUGGAAACAACUAGUUAAAAAAAUAUUUAAAAAAAAUAAAAAAAUAAUCAGUACUUAAUUAAUAAAAACGCGACUAUUAUUGGCACUGGCAAAAGAAUGGCCUGAGCUGUAAACGUUGUUGAUUCAAAGAGCUUUGAUGAAAACCAGGUGCUCAGCUCAAGUCGUCUAACGUGAAGAAAAAGACAUUAUGAGAGCAUUGCUAUUUCGACAAAUCUUCUGCACUGAAAUUUCAGACCACAGUCGGCUAUUUCAAGCACCUGACUUCGCUGUUGUAUGACGACUAUUUUGGGGACAGUGGACCCGACAAAAAUGACAGUGACAUUAAUGACGAUAACAUCCAAUUGUCGUAAUAAUUUCUAUCACGAUGUCGCUGAAACUUUUUGAAACACAAUUCCAUUUUGUAUUCAGUGUAAAAAUGUAGAUACUGUACAGUAGUGGUAGAAGCCCAGACCAGAAUCUAUUUACAAAGGAUUUUAGUUUUUCUAUCAGAGAGAAUAUAAUGUGUAUUAUGUUGUUAAGUAAUAACGCAGCGCCAUGAUCUAUCUUGUACAUUGUUUAAUAACCGUCCUUUGAAGCAAUUGAAUUAGCUGAUGUUGACAGAGAGACAUUAAUGGAAAUUUGAUGCACAAUUAAUACACGACAUUGACUGCAACGGACCUUUAUUGCGUUCUUUUAGUACUAAAACAAAUUUAUCUAUGCCAGGAAGGUCAGUUCAUCAAAUUUUGAUUGAUGGCCACUUUGUUGCCAGACCAGCCAGACAUUUGAGUAAGAUAUACAAAAAGGAUGUGGCUGAAUAUGCAGAAAUUGUACGAAAUGUCCAUUAGUAUCGUGUAAAUUGCCAUUACUCAAUGUAUACGUGAUUGCAGUUUGGUUGUGGACAGAAUUGCUGGAAUUGUGUGUACGGUAGGGGAUAACAUGGUUCCAAUGCAUGGGUUGCCUAAAUGCAUGAUUUCAUAUUGAAACGUGGUUUUGACUUCCAGGGGACUUUGAUUUCAAGCUGUUUUUCUCCAAAGGUGUCAUUUAGUCUGACAUCUUAAGUUGACAGGUAUAGUAACGUACAGAUAUCAUAAAGCGUCAUGGGGAUUGGGGAGGCCUGGGGCCCUUCGCGCCUUUUUUUUACCCGCGCAUUUCCGACGAAUCGGAAUGGCCAAUUUGAUUAAUUUUGUUUUGGUUUCCACUUAGGGCGAAAUGCGAGACGUCCUGAAUUUUUUCGCGAUCUAGUAAUGUGACCCUGGGUGAUUUUAAUUUUCAUUUAAACCGCCGUGCGGGAAUUACCAAAAGGUUGAUAUAGAUUUCUCUUCUGGCUCGGCAGUCGCGUGCGUACUUAUUUCUGUUACCGGACAGCAAUCCGAUUUAGAUGAUUGGAUAUAUCUUGCUGCCUUGUUAAUUGAAACCGACGUAGGUUACUGAGGGGGGUACGGUAUUCCAAGCCAACUGACAUACCGUGCGCUGCUCUCGCUAUAGCAAGCAUGCACGGUAACCUUUAAAGCCUCGUCAGAUGUUGCUUUUCUUUCUCAUUUCUUUCUUAAAGACGAUUUAGACUGACUUUACCGACUUGGAGACAAGAGAACGGCCUCAGACGAAACUAGACAAAGUGACAAAUGUACGAACGCACGGACCAAUGCUGAGGGAUCAAAACAUAGUUGUAGGAGAAAGUCUACAAAGCUAAUAAAAGUUUCCUAUAUCUCUCGUAUGAUUAUGAAUAUCGAUGAAGUUAUCCUAAUCGAAACUCAAAACUUAGGGGGGAAACGUACACAUUUUUAACAAAUUAAAAACGGUAUCUGUCGUGAUGCUCCACGUAUUGUAACUAAAAACUGCAUUUGAAACUAGGCUAGUUUCUAUUUAUAUAAAAAAUAUUUAAUCAUGGAACAUGUACCUAAUCGUUCGUGAAUCACAGAGACAAUGCCAAAUAAGCGGUAUAAAAAAACCGCCCCCGGAAAAUUAGGUGUUAUCUUUGUCUGAGUAAAUUUGGUUGAUAGGAUUGCACGGGUACCAUGCUGGUGUUUGGCCUAUAUAUUCAGGUUUUAAAAUGACCCCCAUUGUUUCAGCCCGGAUAUGCAUCUGAAACGCCGGAUAUACCAAUACAGAGUGUGCCAACAAAGUGCAACAUUCAGAAAACAAAUAAUUAAAACCGUAAUUUUUUUUUCUUCAAUGAAAUUAUACAUUACAUUAAGGCCUGACUAUUUCCUCGAUUCACUCCUUUUUACCCCAUUCCAUUUGGGUCCCUAGAUCCAGAAAGACAAUCAAUUCAGUGAAAGUGUGUAUACAUUUUACUUGGGACACACUCACCUAGACACGCUGAAUCUGGGUUAAGCGUUGAAUAGGCAUUGAAUCGGUAUUGUAGUUGAUGACAUCACAGGUGAGAGUGACAGUUUUAACUACAUGUACUUGUUUUCUGAAUGUUGCACUUUUGUUGGCACACUUUGUACAUGAAAACAGGGCCUCAUAAAAUUGCAGUUCUGUUGUAAAACUCUGUUAAAUUAACUUCAUUGUGAGACCCGCGCGCAAUAGCGCGGUCUACCUCAAAAAAUGGGUUCUGAUUAAUGUGGUCGCCAGGUUUGACACCCGAGACUAACACGACGAAAGGCGUUCGCCCUGAGACAUCAAAAGUCAACGCAGACAACUAAACAAUGCAUACACAGGCGGAAGACCGAAUGAGAUAUUUGUACAAAAAAAGUUAAGUAUUGUUCAUAAAGUUUUUGUAAUUUGAAUUCGAAGCAGCACUAUUAAUUAAUUUAAAGACGAAUGUAAUAAACAAAAAGUACAAGCAUAACUGGAAACCAAACGUUAAAUUGUGUACGAGUAUUGUGUGAUUUUAGUGUAAUACACAUGCGUGAAACAUAUCACGUGAAUGAAUAAAUAUUAAUGAUUUGAAAUAACUUCUUACACUUUAUAUUCCACGGUAGAUACCGUGGCUUAACUGUGGCGUGCUAUCAACUUAUCCGGUGGUCCAAGUGCUGCAGGUUGCUGGUUCGAAUCCCUGAAAUUUUACAUUUUUAUUUGUUUCCCCAAAAAGUGAAUUUUCUUUCCCUAAAUUGUGUUU